AUGGCUUCUCCGAUUCGAUAUCAAUUCACCCCGGGUCCUGUGGGCGAAAUGCUACGCUCCGCUUCUUUGGCAUCUACAGUGGCGAUUCCCCUGGGCGGAACUCUAGUCAUCACAACAGGACAUGUUGGGGUUGAUAUUACAACUGGACAACUAGUCACCAGCUCCAUUGAAGACGAGUUCAAUGCUGUAUUUGACUGCCUCGACGCAGCUCUCAAGAAUGCUGGAGUUGGUCAAGGUCUUGCAACCGCGCAUAAAUUGGUAGCGUACUUCACAAAUGCCGAGCACGAGGCUAAGAUGCUGGCCCUGUUUCGAGAGCGAUAUCCCGGUCAUACGCCAACAUUGACCUCGGUGGUGGUUGCGGCGCUUGUCAACCCCGGGAUGCAUCUAGAACUGCAAGCAGAAGCCAUCGCAGGCAACUAG
This is a messenger RNA of Clonostachys rhizophaga, 420 nucleotides long. The record is from the annotation of a GenBank genome assembly. NCBI's taxonomy places the organism in Eukaryota, Fungi, Ascomycota, Sordariomycetes, Hypocreales, Bionectriaceae.